Molecule: messenger RNA, 1502 nt
Organism: Paramecium pentaurelia
Lineage: Eukaryota; Ciliophora; Oligohymenophorea; Peniculida; Parameciidae
Source: the annotation of a GenBank genome assembly
AAUGGCAGAAUACAUAAGUUUGAAUGAGGAUGGAGGAAUCUAAAAGUUAAUUCUUGAGGAAGGGCAAGGAGAUUAACCUUAAUAAGGUAAUGUAUGCGAGGUACUAAAAAUUUAUAAAUCUAAGAUGUUCUACACUGGAAAAUUGGAAGAUGGAACAGUAUUUGAUUCAAAUGAAGGAAGGGAUCCUUUUAGUUUCACUUUAGGUGAAGGUGAGGUCAUUAAAGGAUGGGAUGUUGGUGUUGCAUCAAUGAAGAAGGGAGAAAAGGCGCAAUUAAAAAUUAAAUCUGAUUAUGGAUAUGGAUAGUAAGGAAGUCCUCCUAAAAUACCAGGUGGAGCUACUCUUAUUUUUGAUGUCUAAUUAGUAGAUUUCAAAGAAAAAAAGAAAUAGAAAUGGUAUAAAUAAUUAAUAUAUUAUUAGGGAAAUGAGUGAUGAAGAAAAAACUAUUGAAGCUAAACAAUUUAAAGAAUUAGGAACAAAUGCUUUUAAGGCAAAGAACUAUUCUGAAGCCAUUAAAUAGUAUCUUGAGGCUGUCAGCUAUUUCGAAGCUGAAACAGAAUUUGCUCAUGAACAAAAAUUGGCUUCUCAUUUAAACCUUAGUCUUUGCUAUUAUUAUACAAAAGACUAUAAAGAAUCUCUGGAUCAUGCAACAAAGGUUAUUUAAGAUAAACCAAACAAUAUUUAAUUAGUUAAGGCAUAUUAUAGAAGAGCAGUAGCACAUAGUUCAUUAGGUGAUUACACCGAAGCUAAGAGUGACUUAAAGGCUGCUUAUGCUAUAGAUCCAAAUAAUUAAGCAGUUAUUGAGGAAAUGCAUGAGGUACAAAACAAGAUAAAUAUAUCCAAAAAAAAAGAGAAGGAUAUUUAUGGAAAAUUAUUUUAAUAAUCAUACUAUGAAGAAGAGGCAACACCUGUGUCUUUAGUAGAAAAUGAUCCCAGUAAUAUAACUACAUACUUUGAUAUUAAAAUUGGAGAUGAUGAACCAUAAAGAAUUGAAUUUAGUUUAUUUAAGAAAUCUUGUCCUAAAACAGUAGAGAAUUUUAGAGCACUUUGUACAGGUGAGAAAGGUAUUGGUAAAGCAGGAAAGCCUUUACAUUAUAAGGGUUGUGAAUUUCAUAGAUUAAUAAAGGAUUUUAUGAUUUAAGGAGGAGAUUUUACUUAAGGAAGUAUAAAAUUUAUAUAAUGUUUAAGAUGGUACUGGUGGUGAAAGUAUUUAUGGUGAGAAAUUUGCAGAUGAGAACUUUAGUCAUAAACAUACAGGAAGAGGAUAUUUGAGUAUGGCUAAUGCUGGUCCAAAUACAAAUGGAAGUCAAUUUUUCAUUCUUUUUAAAGAUACACCUUGGCUUGAUGGUAAAUAAAUAAUUAAUAAUUUAUAGGCAAACAUGUUGUAUUUGGUAAGGUAACUAAGGGUAUUGAAUUACUUGAUGUAAUUGAGAAAAUAGAAACAGAAUAAGAUAAACCAAAAGUUAGUAUUGUUGUAGUUGAUUGUGGAGAAAUUAAAUAAUGA